GGCUGGAUGCAGUCAGUCAGUCAGAGUUAAACCACAGAGCUGCGGGCUGCCUUCAACCGGUGUCAAACACAGGCGAACCGUUUGGAGAAAACUUCUCUGGGAUUUUUUUUACGUUGUUCUUUGUAGAACGACAAGAAACAUUAUUAUUAUUUUUUUAAUUGUGGGGAGAAAAGUCAAAGAGAGUCCCGUUCUUGAGGGACGGAAUAUGAUUUGAAUGAGAGGAAACAGCGCUGUGCUCCUCUAACAGGAUGACUCUUCUUUUGCCUCAAAUCGUCCUGCUGUUCUGGGCCUUGUGCCCCAGUGUGCAGGCUUACUGCGAUACAUCACUGGAGACAUCCAAAUUGAACUUCUCGGUCACCUACACGCUCCCAACUUUUACUGCAGACUUCCCAAUCCAGAACAUGGUGACCCUGGAUGGAAUCGUCUACGUCGGCGCCGUGAACAGAAUUUACGCUCUGGCCCCGAACCUCACAAAGCUGUCAGAGUACCACACAGGGCCACUGCUCGCCAAUGAGACCUGUGGCCAGACACCGAUGAGUGCAGGCAACAGCAACAGGAUGGACAACCACAACAUCGCUUUAGUGGUGGAGAACAUCUACGACAAAGGGUUGUACAGCUGCGGCUCAGCGGAUAAUGGAGUCUGUCGCCGUCACGUCCUGGAUGAAGGCGACGUCCUUAAAACAGUUGAUGAAAGCGUCUACUGCUUCACGGACACGGUGAGGCCAGCUCAGGGUCCAUCAGGUGACCCUAAUGUUGUGGUGAGCCCAUCAGGCUCUCAGGUCCUCAACGUGGAGAGCAAUGUCAUCAAGUUUUUUGUUGGCAACUCUGAGAUUCCAGGCACAGGGAACGUGUCGGGCAAUGCAAUGCAUCCUCACACUCUCUCCAUAAGAAAGAUGAAGACGAGCCAAAACGGCUUCACGUUCUUCUCCACCCUCUCACACAUGGACCUGAUCCCAUCUCUCCGAGGAAACUACUACCUGCGCUACAUUUACUCCUUCCACAGCGGGCCCUUCACCUACUUCCUCACUGUGCAGCAGAAGAGCUGGGACUCUCAAAGCUACCACACCCGCAUAGUCCGCAUGUGCUCCUCAGACCUGGUGAUCCGCCGCUACGUGGAAAUGCCCAUCGAGUGCAUCAGCACCAAGAAGAGGCGCCGACGCUCUCCCGGGGAUGAGAAGAAGGUCUUCAACAUCCUUCAGGCGGCCCACGUCACCAAGGUGGGCAACGACGUGGAACUGCAGAGGCAACUGAAGGUGGAGGAAGGCGACGAUGUGCUGUUUGCCGCCUUCGCUCAGGGACAGACGAACUCUCCAGAGCCGACCCCCAACUCAGCUGUGUGCGUCAUGUCCCUGAAGAACCUCAACCAUUUGUUCAAGAUUUACAUGCAGAUGUGCAACACCCGCGACCCGUACCACUUUACCAGCUCCAACAAGACGUCCUGCUACAAUCUG
Molecule: messenger RNA, 1451 nt
Organism: Austrofundulus limnaeus
Lineage: Eukaryota; Metazoa; Chordata; Actinopteri; Cyprinodontiformes; Rivulidae
Product: hepatocyte growth factor receptor
Biological process (GO): regulation of cell migration; semaphorin-plexin signaling pathway
Cellular component (GO): plasma membrane; semaphorin receptor complex
Molecular function (GO): semaphorin receptor activity; protein binding
Source: RefSeq, a predicted model, not a curated record